AUGCGCACGGUUAAGGUCGUUGUCAUCGGUGCGUCCGGCGUCGGAAAGACGAGCCUGCGCAACCAGUAUGUCUCCGGACGCUUCACGACGGGAUAUCGCGCGACCAUUGGGGCCGACUUCAUCACCAAGACCCUGCCGCACUAUAGCUCUGAGGAGACCGUAACACUGCAAAUAUGGGACACAGCAGGCCAGGAACGCUUCUCGAGCCUCUCAUCCGCGUUCUUCCGCGGCGCAGACGCCGCGGUGCUCAUGUUCGACGUGAAUCAGCCCGAGACCCUGCACGCUCUCACAAAGUGGUGGGCCGACUUCCGCGAGAAGGCCCCCGUCCCGGAUGACGAGGCGGAGGAUUUCUGCUGCGUCGUCGUCGGGAACAAGGUAGACUUGCUAGAGAUGGCUGCAGAGGGGCAACCUCGUGUCACCGAAGCAGAGGCGCAACAAUUUACGUAUGAACUGAUACCCAUUUCUUCUCCCGUAUCCUCGCCCUCUCCCGCCCUCACAUCGAUCGCCGACGUGCAAUACAUCCCCGAGAACGACAUCAUCGACGAUCCCACGGAGUCACACGACAUAUUCAUCUCUCCGCUCUCGCAUACGGAGCACUCACGCACCAAGUCCAUCGACAUAAUCGCGCGACACACUCACGGCAGCGUCUCAGCUUCGCGCUCGCGCAGCCGCUCGACGCUCUUCCGCGGCGGCACCGUCGGCACAAUGACCACCACGCACACCAUCUACCACACACCUUCGUCGUCCGUCUUUGACCUCUUCGAUACAGCUUUCUCCUCCCCCGCGCGCACUGCUGCGUCCAUCUCCAUCAUCUCUCCUCCGCGCUCCCCGUCUCUCCCGUCAUCUCGCUCGCGAUCCCCCUCCCAUGCCCCGCGCCGUCAGGCUUCCGCUUCGUCUGUUUCUUCCGCACCAACAAUCACGCCCAGCUUCUUCAUGCGUGGACAAACAGCGACACCCUCUACACCUACCAUCAUGAUGUCGCCCUCCCAUUCCUUCCACACGCCACCACCACCUGAACGGCGCCCCAAGCUGUUCUUCACGUCUGCGAAGACCGGCGUGGGCGUUUCUGACGUCUUCGAAUACGUCGCGCGUCGUGUUGUUAUGCGCCGGGAGUACGAGGAGGCAUUAGACGCACGGACGCUGCACAUGCAGGAGUCAGACGAUGCGAUUCGUCUCACUCACCGCAACACGGACCGCCAGCGGCUCAUGGGCUCAUGUUGUGGGUCAUGAUCAAAUUCGAGAGCUUUCUUCGUUAUUCGUAAAUAUUGUAAGAUUUAUUAUUUAAGGAGCGUUCAGUAGAGCUUCAGUAUCAUCUUGUACUGCACACCCGGAUCUCACCUUGUUCGGAGCAUGGAAUGCGUUCUUAUAAUAUCGCACAGGGCACACGUACUGUACAUACAGCCAGUCCACCUAGUCAAAGAACGUCCGGGGUAUCCUAAGUUGAUUGCAUCCAGCGCACAGCAG
This is a messenger RNA of Laetiporus sulphureus 93-53, 1464 nucleotides long. Its product is annotated as ras-domain-containing protein. Gene Ontology annotation, molecular function: GTPase activity; GTP binding. Gene Ontology annotation, biological process: regulation of vacuole fusion, non-autophagic. The coding region runs from base 1 to 1230 and encodes 409 amino acids. Gene Ontology annotation, cellular component: fungal-type vacuole membrane; late endosome; phagocytic vesicle. The record is from RefSeq and is a predicted model, not a curated record. Lineage: Eukaryota; Fungi; Basidiomycota; Agaricomycetes; Polyporales; Laetiporaceae. The transcript is spliced from 3 exons.